AGUGUGAAGAAGAAACAGACGAUUGAUAAAAAACCAUGUCUUUAUCUUCGUCUCUUACAAUGAGCUCCACAGAGUGUAAAGAGGGAGAAGAUAAAAAUUUCAGGUCUCAAUGUAGUGGCAAAAGAGAGGCUUCAAAGGGAUCAGGGAAGAAGCGAUGCAGAGCAUCUAGGGUUACUCCGACUAUUGUGGUGACCACAGAUGUUUCGACUUUCAGAGCAAAGGUACAGAAAUUCACAGGAAUGCAGUGUUUGUCUAAUGAGAAUAGUAGUGAAAUAGCACCAAAUCCCACUGCCCCAGCACCCCUUAAGCCCAUGGCCAAGCGCCCUCUUGAUCAGAUUUUGCCUGGUACAAGUUCUAGUUAUGACAAUUUCAAUAAUACAAGUUUCUGUCCCCCCACUAAUUUCACUUUUCCUUCUAUGGGUUCCAACAUGUCUUUACCCAGUUUUUCCUUCCAACCUCUCUUUCAACAGCAGCAGCCGCCACAGCCGCCUUCUAACAAUGGCCUGUUCUCUUUGCAUCCUUUCUUUAACACCCUUACUGCGAAUAUGAAUAAUACACGGUCUAGUUAAGCCCCUUUGAUCCCAUUGUAUGGCAUGUGUUUGUCAGUUGAUAUUGGGAUUCUGGAUGGGCUUUGGGUUAUCAAGGUUAACAAAGAGAUGUGUUUUCUCUGUGGAUGAAUUCUUAUCUGAUGUAUGUUAUUUUCUCAGAUCCAGCUUUUUGCUUCCACUCAGGGUACUAAUGGAAGUGGUCCAUAGAAAGGAGGAGAAACUAUACCGUAUUGUAAUGAUCUUAAAUGGAAUUAAUAGAUUAAAGUUUUCUGUA
This is a messenger RNA of Cryptomeria japonica (Japanese cedar), 822 nucleotides long. RefSeq lists its product as uncharacterized. The record is from RefSeq and is a predicted model, not a curated record. The coding region runs from base 36 to 569 and encodes 177 amino acids. The transcript has a single exon. Lineage: Eukaryota; Viridiplantae; Streptophyta; Pinopsida; Cupressales; Cupressaceae.